CCACGCUUGUGCACGAUGCUGAUACUACGCAUGCGUCGAAGGAGUGGACCCGCUUUCUGCGCACGCGCGCUUCCCAGAAUGAGCCGGAAGGGGUUUUCCUCCGCUUCCGGCCACCCAGGCGGUCAGGCUCUGAGGCGAAAACCAGGAGACAAUUCCUCCGUCGCGAUGUCAGGCGCGGCCUCCGCCUCGUCCGCUUCGGGCGCCAACUCGGUGGGCUCCGUCGUGCGGCGAUUCUUGGCCGAGUACAGCAGCGGGACGCCGAGCCGGCUGAAGGUGUUGGACGCCUACCUGCUUUACGUCAUGCUGACAGGCGCGCUGCAGUUCGGCUACUGCCUCGGCGUGGGCACAUUUCCCUUCAACUCCUUCCUCUCGGGUUUCAUCUCCGCCGUGGGCAGCUUCAUCUUAGGCGUUUGCUUAAGGAUCCAGAUCAAUCCACAGAACAAAACAGAAUUUCAGGGAAUCUCACCAGAGCGAGCGUUUGCUGACUUUUUAUUUGCCAGCACAAUCCUACAUUUGGUUGUUAUCAAUUUUGUGGGCUGAUUCAAAAGGACUUUGAGAUUAUAGGUUUGUCUUGAUGGUUUAAGACUGCUCAGUCAGUGAAUGGGAGCAACAUCUGAUUAGUUCCCUAGUGGAAAAAGGAAUGAGAUUUAAAAGGUUCCAUGAAAGAACUAGUAAUUGUCUUGAGUCUCAAUAAACUUCUUUUUGUUAUA
This is a messenger RNA of Anolis carolinensis (green anole), 710 nucleotides long. It is a transcript of the gene dad1, whose product is annotated as defender against cell death 1. NCBI's taxonomy places the organism in Eukaryota, Metazoa, Chordata, Lepidosauria, Squamata, Anolidae. The transcript has 3 exons. Gene Ontology annotation, cellular component: oligosaccharyltransferase complex; membrane. The record is from RefSeq and is a predicted model, not a curated record. Gene Ontology annotation, biological process: protein N-linked glycosylation. Bases 16 to 540 code for a protein of 174 amino acids.